CAAGUCUUUUGAUUUGACAAGUUUUAUUUUAAAACUCUUUCUCAUUUCAUCUAUUUCUUUGCUUGGCUAAAUUUGGAUGGUUGGCUUCAAUGUUAAUUUUGCUGUAGUCUAUAAUAGAUAGUUGUCUUUCAGUAUUUGUAUUGUGAAAAAGACGGACUGGUUGUUAAAUGUUAUUGAUUAUUAUAUGAUUCAUUGAAGCAAAAAGCCCUCCUACACCGUAGGUAAUACCUGCGUACUGUUUCAUGUACGUAAUAUAAAUAUUUUAAGGCCGAGAUGACUGUGGCAGAGUUUUUUAGUUGCUCCCUUCUAGCCUUUGGACCCCCCUUAGUCAUGUUCGCGAUGACAGUGGCUAACGAUCCUGUGCGUAUCAUCAUCAUGAUCGCGGCAGCGUUUGGGUGGCUGCUAUCUUUCCUGCUGUCGUCACUAAUUUGGUUCGCAGUUGUACCAUUAAGAUCCUAUCUGGCAUUUGGAAUGAUAUUUGCAGUAAUAUUUCAAGAAGCUUUUCGGUACGGUAUGUACCGUUUGUUAAGGAAAACAGAAGCAGGCCUGAAAGAGAUAUCAGACAAUCACGAAAUAGGAAGCAACAAAUUAGAAAUGGCAUAUGUAUCUGGACUCGGUUUUGGACUUAUGAGUGGUGCUUUCGCUUUAGUCAAUGUAUUAGCUGAUUCGAUUGGUCCUGGCACCCUCGGUCUGCAUGGUGGUAGUGAAUACUUCUUUGUUACUAGUGCAGCCAUGACAUUAUGUAUGAUAUUACUGAAUACAUUUUGGAGCAUAAUUUUCUUCAAUGGAUGUGAUGAAAAAAGCUACUUGAAAGUAGGCUGGGUCAUCAAGUCACAUCUGUUUGUUUCAGCUCUUAGCUUAUUGAACAGUAAAGGACUCUAUGCAGCAACUAUAAUACCAUCCUAUCUUGUACUUAUUGUUAAUGCAGUGGUAGCAUUUAAGUGUGCAGGUGGGACUUUCAAAAGUUUAACUCAAAGUUUCACUGUUAGAUCGUAGGACCACAUGUAAAUACCAAUAGAUAUGUAUUUGUCUUCUGUUAAUAAUUAGUAUAAUUGUGACAUGACACUAAUUCUGUAUAAUAUGUCGAUAGAUCACAUUGGUAAACUAUAUUGUAUAUAAUUGUUUUGAAAUAAUGCUCUUGUAAAAUUUUAUUCCAUAUGACCUUUGUGUAUGUAAUAAUAAGAUAAAAACAGUAUUUGAAACUAUGGUUCCCGAGCUAACAUUUGCUAUGAUAGGCUUUUACAGAUCCCAUAGAGGCUUAAGUUAGGUAACUUGAACAAACCUAUUGAUAGACUAAAUCAACAAACUGUAGGUGUUAACCAUUUUUAAUCUAACAAAAAUAACAUUACACCUUUGUUUUUGCUUAUUUAAAAUAAUAAACGAAUAUCAUGCUUUAUUCACUUAGAUAGAAGGCCAAGAUAUUAAUUAGUUUUAUUUAUAUGAUAUUUCUCAACUUAAUAAGUUGAAUAACUAAAAUGUAAAACUAAAAUGUUUCUCAACUUAAAAUCUUAUCUGAAAUCUGUUUUAAGAAAUUGUCCAGCUGCUAGUGAAUUUGAUGCUUUAUAUAAUUUAUAUAUAGCAUGCUCUAUGAAUGCAGCAAUUUUAAAUAUAAGAUAAAUUUUAAAUUUUGGAAUCAUUAUAGUGUUCAUUUAUGGAUAAUUCCCAUAGAUAUUUAACAAAUACACAAAUAAAAUAGCACAUUACCUUCAAUUUAUUUAAUUUUCGAUAUAAUCAAACUUAAUUCUAAAUUAUUAAUCAAAAGAUCAUUCCCUUAGAUAAUACUUAGUAUGAACAGAAGUGUAUUUCCUUCUUAUUCAUAGGUAACUUAAUAAUAAAAACAUAAAUUAAGAUAAUUUUUUAUACAAAUAAAAUUCUAUAAUCUGUCAAUAUUUCUCUUUCUCCUGUUUCAUAAUAUAAUGUUUAAAAAUUACAAAAAACUGACUAGAUAAUCCAAUUCUUUAUUUACUGUACUGGAUCCUGUUCUUCUGCUAGUUGUGUUAAUAAUGAAUCCACUGUCCACACAGAAUCUGCUGUGUCUGCUUCCACAUCAGGGAUGUAGGUCUUUAAUAUUUCCAGAACUGCAUCCACACCCUCAACUGAGCCACAGAGACCACCACCUACUUCUGCCAGAGCAUUUGCUGUCUCUCUGUCUUUAUGGCCAGUCCUUCAAUAAUAAAUUUUGUUAUCAACUAUUACUUAUUGACCAUCUAGAAUUUAACAGAUUGCAAUAAUAAUUUAUACUCACAUAGGAGGCAUUGAUAUCUCUUUUUCCAAAAUGUCUUGCAAAUCGUCCAAGUCUGGUAUUGUAGGUAUAUCAUCGCUGGAGUCUGGAGACUUCUUCGGUAUAACAAAUUCCCUGAAUAGAGUAUUAAUUACCUAUAUUAGACUAUACUGUACAUGUUAUUAAAUAACUUUAAACAAUUUUGAUCUUAAAAUACUUUGCUUCUAUAUGAGUUCCUUCAGCCCAGACUCCCACUUUUCUAGGUUCCGGCACAUUAGAAUUAUAUUCAUUCAUUUUGUAUAUGUAACGUACGUACAAUAUUUUUAUUUUAUCUCUCAAAACAUUCUCUACAGACAGACUAGAAUGAGAUACUAUUAUUACCACAGAUUAUGUUUUACUGCUUGUUCGAUCAAGUUAACUUUUUUUUU
This is a messenger RNA of Diatraea saccharalis (sugarcane borer), 2649 nucleotides long. The record is from the annotation of a GenBank genome assembly. NCBI's taxonomy places the organism in Eukaryota, Metazoa, Arthropoda, Insecta, Lepidoptera, Crambidae.